AUGGACGACGAAAAAUUAAUAGAUCUAGUUGAAACUAGAAGUGAACUAUUUAAUAAGAGCAGUCCAUACUACAAGCUGCAAUCAAGGAAAGAUACUUUGUGGGCUGAAAUUGAGAGGGAGUUGAAAGCAAGUGGAGAAAUGUAUCGCCAUAGAUGGCUAACACUUCGGGACCGGUACAGGAGGGAAGUGCGAAAGGCUAACGCCCCCUCAGGCAGCGAGAAGGAGUUCCCAAUGAAGUUUCUUAAGCCACAUAUUUUACCACGACCUCAGUUGCAAUCACCAGCUGAAGAAACACAAUUGCAGCCACAAGGACAAGCGCUGGAGGUCGAAGUGCCAUCGCCGUUAUGGUCAUCUUUAAGCUCAAUCACAAUAUCGCUGCCGUCGCCAUCGCUUCCUUUCCCCGUGGCGCAAAGCGUACUAUCCCCGACUCCCUCUUCCACAUCAACCUCGCUUCCCUCACCAUCCUGCUCUAGGCAGGUGGCUAUCAAAAAGGGUAGAAAGCGAGGGUCAUCUGUAUCAACUAUUAACGAGGUUGACCAGAAAAUGAUCGAAGCCAUCGAGCUUUUUAAGAAUAAAUGCUCAUCAACACAAACAACCCAGCAAACCCAACAAAAACAAACCGCAAACCCGGCAGCAGGCGUUCAGCACUUGACAACCAUUUUAAAUAAAAUCAUCGAUUAUCUGGCAUCUCUCGUGUUCAGCUGUGAACGCGAUCCACACGGUUUGAGUGGAGCCUUAUGCGUGUUGGCACCGAGCGAGCAGGCGCGUAGAGGGACACUGGGUUCUUGGGAUGAUUGA
Bactrocera latifrons is the source of this 798-nucleotide messenger RNA. RefSeq lists its product as uncharacterized. Gene Ontology annotation, cellular component: transcription regulator complex; nucleus. Gene Ontology annotation, biological process: regulation of transcription by RNA polymerase II. The transcript is spliced from 5 exons. Bases 1 to 798 code for a protein of 265 amino acids. Lineage: Eukaryota; Metazoa; Arthropoda; Insecta; Diptera; Tephritidae. The record is from RefSeq and is a predicted model, not a curated record.